GUACACAGCACUCGCGUUUUCCUUCCCUGUUCUCCCUCGUUUUUCGCAAAUCUCUUUUCUUUCUCCCUCUCUUUCUGCUCUUCUCCCCCCUGCGUUUCUCUCCCCACCACACUCCCUCGUCGCUCCACACUGCCGCCUCCCCCCUGUUUUGUCCGUGCUCUGCUCGUCCCCUCCAGUCGCUCUCUCGCGCUGCCGAUCUCUUGUCGCGCCGUCUUCUGGCAGGUGCCGCUACUCUUCUCCCGGGAGCUUUUCGUGGACGCGUGGUGACUUGAUUUUCCCUCGCGCUUCUGUCUUUCACUUCUCUGGGUCUCCGUCGACGAAGACACUCGCGCGGGAGACCAAGCGCUCCGACACACGGUCCAGGGAACCCUGACAGCAGGCAGCACUGGGCGAGGCGCUCGUCCUCGGAAACCUCUUUUGUUUCUUCUUCCCCGACAAGAUGAAUAUCGCGACUGACGAGUUUGGCAAUCCCUUCAUCAUCCUGCGAGAGCAGGAGGAGAAGAAGCGUCUGAAAGGCAUCGAGGCGCACAAGUCGAAUAUUCUGGCUGCAUGCGCCGUCGCCGACACGCUCAGGUCCUCCCUGGGUCCGAAGGGCAUGGAUAAAAUCAUCGUAGGACCCGAUGGUCAGGUGACAGUUACCAACGACGGAGCUACGAUUCUAAACAAGAUGCAGGUGGAGCACCAGUGCGCUCGUCUCCUCGUCGAGCUCUCUCAGUCGCAAGAUGCAGAAAUCGGCGAUGGCACGACGGGAGUGGUGAUUCUCGCGGGGAACCUCCUCUCCCAGGCCUACCGUCUAAUUGAGAAGGGACUGCACCCUCUGCGCAUUGCGGAUGGGUUCGAGAAGGCCAGUCAACUUGCUGUCGAGAGGAUCAGAGAAGUCGUCAUGAAAAAGGACGUCUACGACGCAGACAAGGAACUCCUCGUGCAUGCAGCGAUGACUGCGCUCGGUAGCAAAGUCGUCAGCAGCCACCAGCGGCACUUGGCAGAAAUUUGCGUUCAAGCUGUUUUGACCGUCGCGGAUCGCGAGCGAAACGACGUCAACUUCGACCUCAUCAAGGUCGAUGGCAAGGCUGGAGGCCUGCUGGAGCAGACCAUGCUCGUGAACGGCGUCGUGCUACACAAGGACCUGAGUCACUCGCAAAUGCCAUCGGUGACGAAAAACGCAAAAAUCGCGAUUCUCACUUGCCCCUUCGAGCCGCCGAAACCGAAGACCAAGCACAAACUCGACAUCAAAACUGUUGAGGACUACAAGAAGUUGCAAGCGGCCGAACAGAAAUACUUCACGGAUAUGAUUCAGAAAGUCAAGGAGGCAGGCGCCAACUUUGUGAUUUGCCAGUGGGGCUUUGACGACGAAGCAAACCACCUUCUUCUGCACGAAAACAUCCCUGCGGUUCGCUGGGUCGGCGGCGUCGAGCUGGAACUCAUCGCUCUCGCUACGCAAGGCCGCAUUGUCCCUCGAUGGGAGGAACUGACUGAAGCGAAGCUGGGGCAUGCAGGCGUCGUUCGAGAGAUUUCCAGUGGCACCAUGGGAGACAAAAUGAUCGUCAUCGAAGAAUGCAAGAACAGCAAAGCUGUGACCGUGGUGGUGUAUGGAGGGAACCAGAUGGUGGUGGCGGAGGCGGAGAGGUCGAUGCACGAUGCUCUGUGUGUAGUGCGAAACUUGAUCAGAGACCCUCGUGUUGUUGGAGGUGGAGGAUCUGCCGAACUCGCCGCUGCGAUCGCGGUGGAGAACGAGGCAGACAAGAUCCCGGGAGUGGAGCAGUACGCAGUCCGUGCCUUUGCAGAUGCUCUCACUGGAGUCGUCGAGGCUCUGGCAGAGAACUGUGGGCUCUCCGCCAUCGAGGAAGUCCAGCGCGUCAAGGUCAAGCAGAGAACAGAAAACUAUCCCUACUUCGGCCUCGAUUGCAUGCUGAAGGGAACCGAUGACAUGCUGAAGCAGAACGUCGUCGAAACCUUCUCCUCGAAGGCGAACCAAAUCAUGCUCGCCACUCAAGUGGUGAAAAUGAUUCUGAAGAUCGACGACGUCAUUGCGCCAAAUGACUACCAGUAGAAAUGUGAAGCAUCCCGGCGUUUGCCCUCGUCUUUGCGCACAAGCUGAGAAGCAGAGAGGACUUCCUUUGAAUCAAAUUUCCCCGAAAACGCAGAAGUACCGCCUUCAACUUGGAUGCCGAACGGAGAACGGAUACAGCGAGUCUCUCGCUUUGCGUGCAAUCCUGGAAUAGAAAUCGCCUCGGGGGAACAAAGACGCUCAAGGUCUAAACGAACAGUCUGCAUGCUCUGCUCACAGAGUAGAACUUGGAUCCGGAAAAGAAGACCUUGGGACGGAAUGUCUAUCCCAGUAGGGCAAGUCGGAGUAUGAGCGGGCAGCAUGCGUGGCACGAUCUCGUUGCUGGCAAAAUGCAUGAAACGUUUUCUUCCAUUCCUGCUGUCAGUCCGAAAGAAAACAAGUUUCUCUGGUCUCCAGAGGAGUCGAACCGGCGGGGAAACGCGAGAUUCUACUUCGAGGAAUGUGCCGAGCAUGCACAGCAAUAUACAUUUCGUCGUUGCUAUUUCGUUGACAUGUUUUGAUGCCCUGUGGCAGUAUAAAAAACUCAGAUCGAGUGGGCGAGAGACAGAAAAGUUCCUCUGUUCUUCAGUGGUGGCGUGUUUCUGAGGGCGAUGCAAAUUUGUGGAGGUCUGGUCGGAUAGGCGCGAGAGAGGCUCUCGAAUCAAGGGUGGCUUCUGUGUGUAGGGGUCAUGAAAGGAAUACACGAGGCAAUUUGUUAGAAUCUCGAGGAAUGCACAACAUCUGUUGUUCGUUCCAUAUUUGUCUGUCUGCAUUUUCUUGAUUGCUCGUAUGUCAAUUUGGAGUCUCGUUCCCAUUCGAUCGACGAUGUGGCUAUCUCCAGUCUUGCUUUUCUUCGAGUUUGCUGUGGAGAAAAAGCUUUUCUCUUAGCGUGUCACUUUCUGUCUUUCGUUGUGUUCUCAUCGCCGGAUCAGAAGCUCUUACAGCGACUUCGCUGUGGUUCGUUUGCUUCACCUGCACACAGACAGAUCCGCUAAAAAUCGGGUUG
Messenger RNA from Toxoplasma gondii ME49, 3053 nucleotides. Its product is annotated as T-complex protein 1, epsilon subunit (TCP-1-epsilon), putative. The record is from RefSeq and is a predicted model, not a curated record. Gene Ontology annotation, biological process: protein folding. Gene Ontology annotation, molecular function: ATP binding; ATP hydrolysis activity; ATP-dependent protein folding chaperone. Lineage: Eukaryota; Apicomplexa; Conoidasida; Eucoccidiorida; Sarcocystidae. The transcript is spliced from 9 exons. Gene Ontology annotation, cellular component: chaperonin-containing T-complex. The coding region runs from base 440 to 2050 and encodes 536 amino acids.